AAGACCAUGGCCUUCCGUUUUCACUUCGGCGAUUCAGACGCGCAGACGGACGCACCGAUAGCAUGGGAAGCCGAAACAGCGCGCAAGCCAUUCUCAGAGGUGUCCCUUGACAGCGUGCUGGAAACCAUGCCCCCCAAAAUAUCACAUUCACCUCUUACAGUACCAUUAUCGAACGGGUCUGUCCUGACUAUCCCACGUCGUGACCUAUUCGACGCCCGUUUCCAGUUAAUCUCUCAGCGCACAGGGAACGUAGAAGGCCCUGAGUCAGCUGAGCUCAUGUCAGCCCUCCAGUUCCUGGACAAUCCAUCCGACCUCGUACCCCUUGUUUAUGAAGGUGGUCUUAAAACAUGGGAGUGCAGUGUGGACCUCGCCACCUACCUGAGUGGUAUAGAUUAUGGUGCCAGGAGUACCAAGACGAGAAUAUUGGAAAUAGGCUGUGGGACGGCCAUCCCAACGUUGUAUAUCCUUCACAGCAUCUUCUCCUCUCCCCCUUCCAAGGAACGUGAGAUUCACAUCCACUUACAAGAUUAUAACGCAUCGGUUCUCCAGCUCAUCACGAUACCAAACAUAAUUCUUACGUGGUAUCAUUCUUCAGCUGUUCGGACGUUCCGAAGUGGUGGAUUAGAGGAUCAUGCAGAGUCCGCUUUGAACGUCACGCCCCAACUUUUGGACACUUUCAGGAAAUCCCUAGAAACGUACCGGGUCCACAUACGCCUGUUCUCCGGCUCCUGGGAGAGCUUUGACUUUGGGAUUACUGGAGGAUACGACUUGGUCCUGACGUCUGAAACAAUUUAUCGUCUAGAUAGUCUACCCAGUCUAAUCCACCUGAUGCAACGUGCUUGUCACUUGGACGACGAUUCAGGGCAAUACCUCUGUCUGGUGGCCGCCAAGGCUGUAUACUUCGGCGUCGGGGGUGGGGUGGCAGAAUUUACACAAUGCAUAGAAGCAACGAAUCAAGGGGCACGAGUUGAAACAGUAUUGGAGAAAAAGUCUGGCGUAAAUAGAAAAGUAAUGAGUGUACAAUGGUUGUAACUCAGAGCAAAUGAAUCUACUUCUGUAAAAA
Molecule: messenger RNA, 1063 nt
Organism: Pisolithus orientalis
Lineage: Eukaryota; Fungi; Basidiomycota; Agaricomycetes; Boletales; Pisolithaceae
Exons: 4
Coding region: 7-1032 (341 amino acids)
Biological process (GO): peptidyl-histidine methylation, to form tele-methylhistidine
Molecular function (GO): protein-L-histidine N-tele-methyltransferase activity
Source: RefSeq, a predicted model, not a curated record